AUGAAGAGUGCUUCCAAACAUUCUAAGGAGAAUGCCGGCGGGCCGGCCGGACGCGUCGGCUGCCGCGGCCAGCUCGCUGGCCUCGGCUGGCUGAUCUACUGCGCCGCCUUCGCCUGGCUCGGGCUCGGGCUCAACCGUCUGGCCGUCGAUGCUGCCCCUGUCCCCGGCCCCGACCUCUCAACUUGUGGACCGCCCAACCUCCCCAACGGCGUCCAGCCGACGGAUUGCUGCCCGCCGUACACAUCCACCGUCGUCGACUUCAAGCUCCCCUCGCCCACCGAACAGCUCCGCGUCCGGCCCGCGGCUCACUUGGUCGACGCCGACUACCUCGCCAUGUAUAAGAAGGCGGUCGAGCUCAUGAAGGCCCUCCCCGACGACGACCCGCGCAGCUUCAAGCAGCAGGCCAACGUGCACUGCGCCUACUGCAACGGCGCGUACGACCAACUCGGCUUCCCCGGCCUCGAGCUCGACGUCCACAACUCGUGGCUCUUCUUUCCCUUUCACCGCUUCUACCUCUACUUCAACGAGCGCAUACUCAGGAAGCUCAUCUGCAACGACACGUUCGCGCUGCCUUUCUGGAACUGGGACGCGCCGGGGGGCAUGCAGAUCCCGUCGAUCUACACCGACACUUCGUCCCCGCUCUAUGACAAUCUGCGCAAUGCGAAUUACCAGCCGCCGGCUUUGCUCUCCCUCGACUUCUCCGGAACCAAGCCCCCAGCCCAACAGAUCCAAAACAACCUCCAGGUCAUGAAACGAGAGAUGAUAACCGGUGGGACGACGGCACAACUGUUUCUGGGCGCUGCGUACCGAGCCGGCGACCAACCCGACCCCGGCGCAGGCACUGUAGAGAGAGAGUCGCACAGCAGCGUGCACUGGUUGACGGGCGACCCCACCCACAGGCAUGAAGACAUGGGCGCGUUCUACUCGGCGGGGCGGGACCCCAUCUUCUUCGCCCACCACGGCAACAUCGACCGCCUGUGGUACCUGUGGAGGGGCCUCGGAAGCACGCACCAAGACUUCACCGACCCCGACUGGCUCAACUCGACCUUCCUGUUCUACGACGAGAACGCGCAGCUCGUCCGCGUCAGAGUACAGGACUGCUUAGACACCGACGCGCUGCGGUACACGUACCAGGACGUUGACAUCCCGUGGAACAAUGUGACUGCGACGCCGGCAAAACCUCCGCCGACGCUUCUCCCUCCACCUAAAAUACCCCAGAUUACAUUCCCGUUGGCACUGGAUAGCCCAACGAGCGCGAUAGUGGUGAGGCCGGAGAUCGGAAUCGGCGGUGCGACAGAGGAGGAGGUGUUGGUGGUGGAGGGGGUCCAGAUGGGGAAUGACCAGCUCGUGAAGUUCGACGUGUUUAUAAACGCGCCGAACUUCUACCAAGAGCUGGGGCCAUCGGCGAGCCAGUGCGCGGGGAGCUUCAUCGAGCUGCCGGAGCCGAGUAAGAAUGGGAGGAGCACGGGCAUGGACACCACUGUGAGGUUCGGCAUAACGGAGCUGCUCAACCAAAUCGGCGCCGCCUCCGACAAGACCAUUACCGUCACGCUCGUGCCCAGGAAUGGGACAGUGUCGAUUGGCGGGCUGAAGGUCGAAUUUUCCUUGCCAUCGAUGAUCUAAAUACAUAUUAUGAAGGGGGAGAAAUCUACAAUCUACAUUAAUUUAUACGCCCCUACAGAGGAGAAUAAUUUAUUUAG
Molecule: messenger RNA, 1700 nt
Organism: Ananas comosus (pineapple)
Lineage: Eukaryota; Viridiplantae; Streptophyta; Magnoliopsida; Poales; Bromeliaceae
Product: polyphenol oxidase, chloroplastic-like
Exons: 2
Coding region: 1-1623 (540 amino acids)
Biological process (GO): pigment biosynthetic process
Molecular function (GO): catechol oxidase activity
Source: RefSeq, a predicted model, not a curated record